AUGGAUUAUUUAAAACAAUAACAUAAGAAUUAUGAGAUUAGCAUAACAAGCUGUAAUUUUUUAAUAUAAAUAAAAAGUUAAACAAUAAGUGGAAGAAUACUUACAUCCUGUUAAAAAAAAGAGAAAGCAUUAUAUUAAUAAAUUCAAUACAGAAUUGUAGAUAGAAAACCCAUAAACAAAAUAAGAGGAUAAAUAAACAAUAUAACAAAUUUCUGUAUAAAAAUUAUAGAGAAAAAAGUUCUUAAAAAAAUUAGACAUUUAUCUUGAGUUUUUUGAUAACAUCAAAGUAAUAAUAAGAUAAUAUAUAGGAAUCUGAACAAUAGUUUGGUUAAUAAUUAAAUGAUUUAGAUAGUAAAUUAAUAGCAGAAAAUGAAAUUACUAACGUUGAUAAAUAUUCAGAAGAAUCCAAUGAAAUAAUUUAAUAAUUAACUGGUGUAUAAUUGAAUUCUAAAUUAUUCUUAUAUUUACCAUAUUGGAAAGAAUUUAAAAAAGUUUUAAAGUCAAUAAGUCAAUGUCAUAAUGAAGUUGGUGUUGAUAUCAAUAAAGUUAGUGUUUAAUUAGUUUAAUUAAGGAAAGGAUAUAUAAAAGAAGUGGAAGAUAUUAGAAAAUAAAGAAGAAAAUUAAAACAUUAAACAAUUGAAUGUUAUCAACAUUAUUAAAAGAUUUUGAAUGAAUUUAAUUAAAAUGAAAAAGAUUUAUAGACUUUUAAUUAGGCUCAUAAUGAAAUGAUAAAAAGAAAGGAUGAUCCUACAUAAAUAAUUAAAAGUGAAAUGAAAGUUAAAUUAUAAAAAUAAUAAUCUGAUAACAUAAGAUUAAAAUUAACAGAUUCAAGAGAUAGAAUCAAAGAAAAUUAAAUUGAAAUUAAUGAAUUUAAUUAAAAAAUGCAUGAGUUUUAAAUUAAUUAUGAAGAAUAAAGAGUUAUAUUUGUAAAAUAGGGUUUUCAAGCAUUUUUAAUAACAUCUGAGAAUUAUGCUAUGUAAUUUUAAACUUAGAUCUCUUCUUUAAUUGUUAUUGUAGAUGAAGAUUAUUGUAAUAUUAUUUAAUUUAUUAAAUAGAUUAAAUAUAUCCAUCAAAAUAACAUAGAAUUUCAAAAUCACCUUAAAAAGAAGUUUAAGAAAUUUAAUAAUUAAAUUAAACUAAUGAACUUGAUAUUAAUCAAUAGAUAAAAGAAUCUUAAAGGUAAACUACAUAUUUACUCUAAUAAUGGCAACUAGUAUAAAAGUAUAAUGAAGAAUUAGAAUAUUUCUUUAGAGAUACAAUCUAAAUUUUUACUUAAAAAUCAGUAGAUAAAGAUUUUACACUUGUGAAAUAGUAAGUAGAAUAAGAAAAAAUAGAGGUGGCUAAUAUUUUUAAUAUUCUAUUUUAAAGUUUAUUAAGUGUAAUUUAAAUAAUUAAAGAUUAAAAUAAAUUAAUGGUUGAUUAAAUAGAAAGAAAAAGAUAAGAAAUAGCUAAAUGUAGAUUAGAUAUGUCGAUUGGUAAAGAAUUAGAAAUAUGUGCUUUAAGAGAUUUAAAAAAAUUAUAAAGUUUAAGUACUGAUGAAAAAGCAUUAGAAUAAUAUUCAAAUGAUUAAGUAGAUAAAUCAAAAACAAAGAAAGCUGCAUAACAUUUUUUUAAUGAAAUAAAAUAAAAUAUGCAAGAUGUAAAAUCUUUGAAUUUUGGUAAAUUUUAUGCAACAAUUGGUUAGACUGUAUCAAAAGUUUAAAAAAUGAGUAAUUUAAAAGAAGAUGAUCUAAAGGAAUAGUAGAUUAAAUUAAUAGAGGAUAAAAAGGCUUUAAUUUCUUUAUAAGGGUUUACUUUAAAGAAAAUGGAAGAUAUAUUGAAUAGACAUAGUAAAUUAGUAGCAAAAAUGAAAAAAACAUUAAUAGAAGAUUUUGGAAGAUUUGCAAUAUAAAUUUUUACACAUUUAAGAAUGAUUGUUGAUGAAACAACUGAAAAUAUUUAGAUAAUUUAAUAAAGAGAAAACUUAUAAGAAUAAAUUGCAGAAUAAGUUAUUUAAAAUGAAAAAGAAGAACUUAUAUGUUAAAGUGAAGAUAUAAUAGAAGAUUUAAAUGUGAAUACUACAACUUAAUUGGUUUAGAAACUACUAAGAGUAUUGGUAAAUGAUUGGAAAGAAAGUGAAUAUUUUAAGGGGAAAAUAAUGAAAAUUUUACAUAAAACUUUUAAUAAAAAAAGAGCAACGAUAUUAUCAGAAAUAACGGUGAAAGAAUUAAAAAUUGUUGGAGAUCCACCAUCUUUAUCUGAAAUAUAAGCAUUAAGAUAAGAUGUUAAUGAGGUAUAUAUAUUAAUUAAGAUCUAAGUUUUUAUGUGAUAUGGAUUUAUCUUUUAGAGGUAAAAUCUAAAUUGUCUUAAAUACAAAUAUUAUUAUAAAUUGGCCUAAAGAAUAUUAUGUACCAGUUGAAAUUAAAAUUACUAUCUCUACUUUUACAAGUAGAAUUAGAUUAUGUUUUGUACCAACAUUUCUAGGAAAAAGUUGGUAAUAACUUUAUUUUUUAUAUUAUAUAGGCUUUCCAUGAUAGGAUAACCUGUUAUUAAUUUAGAUAUUGAACCAACAUUCUUGUAAAAAUACAAUAUUGCUAAAAUUUAAUAAAUAGCUGAUUUAAUUAGAGAAUUUUUAAUUGCUAAAGUAAAACUUAUGACUUAUCCUAAUAAAUUAACUAUCAAAAUACCUUUAAGUAAGAAAUGA
Messenger RNA from Paramecium sonneborni, 2683 nucleotides. The record is from the annotation of a GenBank genome assembly. NCBI's taxonomy places the organism in Eukaryota, Ciliophora, Oligohymenophorea, Peniculida, Parameciidae.